AUGGGCUACACGCAGCUAGCUGAGCAUCGGAGUGGAUGUGUGCUUCCAAAGCCAGCCUGGAGCAGUGCUAUUGCUCAGCCCCUGGCUGGUGACAGUGACACUAGUCAACUUCAGAGCGAGAAGAUCCCCAGGCGUUUUGUGUUGAUCUACAAAUGAUUCCUUCUCAUCUACAAACUCAGUUAUGCAAUUGGAAUUGUGGGUUAUCUAGCCAUGAUGUUUCCCAUGUUUGGAUUUAAUUUAUUAUUUGGUAGUACUCUUUCACAGUUUUAUGACAAGAUCGAGUCUGAUGACUCCACACAAAAACUUCUGCUUUUUUACAGAGCGUCCUAGGGAUUGAUGGGAAGAGACUUUGCAGAGAUUUGUUCCGACGACAUGGCUUCCACCAUCGGUUUUUACUACAUUAGCAGCAUACCAACAAGAAAUUUGUACAAUGUCAUCUGUGCAGUCUGUGGUAGAGAAAUUUUUGUGGAUACAAAUGAAGAAGCAAUCAUUGAAAAUACCUACCAGCUGUCCUGUAAUCAUUUGUUUCAUGAAUUCUGCAUCGAUGGUUGCUCUGUUGUUGGCAAGAACCAGACUUGCCCAUACUGUCCUGAGAAAGCUGAUUUGAAGCGGAUGUUAAAUAACCCAUACUCUCUAACGCACGUGUAUGGACAAUUUCUGGACUGUCUCUGCUAUCUGGUGGUUUGGCAAUCACUUGUUAUCAGCAUCAUCCAAGGCAUUAAUUACUUACUGAGUCCAAAAGAGGACUCAGAUCAUUAG
This is a messenger RNA of Apaloderma vittatum (bar-tailed trogon), 759 nucleotides long. Its product is annotated as RING finger protein 175-like. NCBI's taxonomy places the organism in Eukaryota, Metazoa, Chordata, Aves, Trogoniformes, Trogonidae. Gene Ontology annotation, cellular component: endoplasmic reticulum membrane; Golgi membrane. The record is from RefSeq and is a predicted model, not a curated record. Gene Ontology annotation, molecular function: ubiquitin protein ligase activity; metal ion binding.